Molecule: messenger RNA, 591 nt
Organism: Medicago truncatula (barrel medic)
Lineage: Eukaryota; Viridiplantae; Streptophyta; Magnoliopsida; Fabales; Fabaceae
Exons: 3
Coding region: 1-591 (196 amino acids)
Molecular function (GO): zinc ion binding; nucleic acid binding
Source: RefSeq, a predicted model, not a curated record
AUGGCUGGAAGAAACGACGCUGCGAUUGCUGCUGCAUUGGAAGCUGUGGCUCAAGCUGUGGGGCAACAGCCUAAUGUUAAUGCGGGUGCUAAUGCUGAAGUUAGGAUGUUGGAGACCUUCUUGAGGAAUCAUCCGCGUACCUUCAAGGGAAGGAGAGAGUUCCUAGAGAGAUACUUUCCGAAAGAUGUUCGAGGGAAGAAAGAGAUUGAGUUUCUUGAGUUGAAACAAGGUGCUAUGUCAGUGACUGAGUAUGUUGCAAAUUGCAGAAUCUAUGAGGAGGAUACUAAGGCUCAUUACAAGGUUGUGAAUGAGAGGAAAGGCAAGUUUCCGCAAAGUCGUCCAAAGCCUUACAGUGCUCCUGCUGAUAAGGGCAAACAAAGAGUUAAUGAUGAGAGGCGGCCCAGCAAGAAAGAUGUUGUUGCUGAGAUUGUUUGCUACACUUGUGGUGAGAAAGGCCAUAAGAGUAAUGCUUGUCCUGGGGAUGUGAAACGGUGUUUUCGUUGUGGUAAGAAGGGGCAUACUCUUGCUGAAUGUAAGCAUGACGAUGUUGUAUGUUUUAACUGCAAUGAAGAAGGUCAUAUUGGUUCGUAA